GGGGCUGGUUGUGCUGGCGGGCAGCGGCCCUUCAGCGCCCGCGGCCCCCCCGGGGGUGAGCGGAGGCCAGGGGAGGCUCAGCCUGUCCCUCUUGUCCCAGCGCUGGUGACCCCGGAGCUGCCGUCGCCGCUGCUCGGAGGCGGUUGUGCGGCCACUUCGGGAGCGCCCGGCGCUGCGGCCGGGACGCCGGAGCUGAGGGCCGGAGCUGGGGCAGGCGGGAGCACCGGGGAUCCUAUAAUGGCUCCUUUCAUCCCGCGGCGGUGGCCGGCGGCCAGGGCUGAGUCAGGCUGGGCCAGUUUGGCCGUGUGAGCCCCUUGCCUGGAGCCUCGUGGGGUCCCCUCUGCCCCCCGCUGCCCAGCCAGCCAUGGAGGAGGAAGAGGAGGCCAUAGGGUACCUGGAUAAAGUGCUGGAGGAUGAAGAUGACUCCGAGCCGGGAACCCCCACCAGCCCCGGGUCUCCGUUCUCGGCCGGCGAGAAGGGUGAGCGAGAUGCUGGCAAAGGCCUGGAGAUGCGGAAGCUGGUGCUCUCUGGUUUCCUGGCCAGCGAGGAGAUCUACAUCAACCAGCUGGAGGCCCUCUUGUUGCCAAUGAAGCCACUGAAGGCCACGGCCACUACGUCGCAGCCUGUCCUCACCCUCCAGCAGAUCGAGACCAUUUUCUACAAGAUCCAGGACAUCUAUGAGAUCCACAAGGAGUUCUAUGACAGCCUGUGCCCAAAGGUGCAGCAGUGGGACAGCAAUGUCACCAUGGGCCACCUCUUCCAGAAGCUGGCCAGCCAGUUGGGGGUCUACAAGGCCUUUGUGGAUAACUACAAAAUUGCACUGGAAACAGCAGAGAAGUGCAGCCACAGCAACUACCAGUUCCAGAAGAUCUCAGAGGAGCUGAAGGUGAAGGGCCCCAAGGACUCGAAGGAGAGCCACACGUCAGUCACCAUGGAGGCUCUGCUGUACAAACCCAUCGACCGGGUGACACGGAGCACCCUCGUCCUUCACGACCUCCUCAAGCACACCCCAGCCGACCACCCUGACUACCCACUACUCCAGGAUGCCCUCCGUAUCUCACAGAACUUCCUCUCCAGCAUUAAUGAGGACAUUGAUCCCCGGAGGACAGCAGUCACCACCCCCAAGGGGGAGACCCGGCAGCUGGUCAAGGAUGGCUUCUUGGUGGAGCUGUCAGAGGGCUCGCGGAAGCUGCGGCACGUCUUCCUCUUCACCGAUGUGCUGCUCUGUGCCAAGCUGAAGAAGACGGCGGUGGGGAAGCACCAGCAGUACGACUGCAAGUGGUACGUGCCCCUGGCCGACCUGGUGUUCCCCUCACCCGAGGAGUCAGAGCACUGCCCGCAGGUCCAUGUCAUCCCUGACCACGAGCUGGAGGACAUGAAGAUGAAGAUCUCGGCCAUCAAGAGCGAGGUGCAGAAGGAGAAAGCCAACAAGGGGCAGAGCAGGGCCAUUGAGCGCCUCAAGAAGAAGAUGUUUGAGAACGAAUUCUGGCUGCUCCUCAACUCGCCCGCCAUCCCCUUCCGCAUCCACAACCGCAACGGGAAGAGCUACCUCUUCCUGCUGUCCUCUGACUACGAGAGGUCUGAGUGGAGGGAGGCCAUUCAGAAACUGCAGAAAAAGGAUCUCCAGGCUUUUGUCCUGAGCUCGGUGGAGCUGCAGGUGCUCACGGGAUCCUGCUUCAAGCUACGAACCGUCCACAACAUCCCGGUCACCAGCAAUAAGGACGAUGAUGAGUCUCCUGGGCUCUAUGGGUUCCUGCACGUCAUUGUCCACUCCGCCAAGGGCUUCAAGCAGUCUGCCAACCUUUACUGCACACUGGAGGUGGACUCCUUCGGCUACUUUGUCAGCAAAGCCAAGACCAGGGUUUUCCGGGACACCACUGAGCCACAGUGGAAUGAGGAGUUCGAGAUUGAGCUGGAGGGCUCCCAGUCCCUGCGCAUCCUCUGCUACGAGAAGUGCUAUGACAAGACCAAGCUCAACAAGGACAACAAUGAAAUCGUGGACAAGAUCAUGGGCAAGGGGCAGAUCCAGCUGGACCCUCAGGCCGUGCAGACAAAGAACUGGCACAUGGAUGUGAUUGAGAUGAACGGGAUCAAGGUGGAGUUCUCCAUGAAGUUCACGAGCAGAGACAUGAGCCUGAAGAGAACCCCAUCCAAAAAGCAGACGGGUGUCUUCGGGGUCAAAAUCAGCGUCGUGACGAAGCGCGAGCGCUCCAAGGUGCCUUACAUCGUGCGCCAGUGCAUCGAGGAGGUGGAGAAGAGGGGCAUCGAAGAGGUCGGCAUCUACAGGAUCUCUGGCGUGGCCACUGACAUCCAGGCAUUGAAAGCUGUCUUUGAUGCAAAUAACAAGGACAUCCUCGUCAUGCUGAGUGACAUGGACAUCAACGCCAUCGCUGGCACGCUGAAGCUGUACUUCCGCGAGCUGCCCGAGCCCCUCCUCACUGACAGACUCUACCCUGCCUUCAUGGAGGGGAUCGCCCUCUCGGAUCCUGCUGCCAAGGAGAACUGCAUGAUGCACCUUCUCCGCUCGCUGCCUGACCCCAACCUCAUCACCUUCCUCUUUCUGCUGGAGCACUUGAAAAGGGUAGCUGAAAAGGAGCCCAUCAACAAAAUGUCUCUCCACAACCUGGCCACGGUCUUUGGACCAACGCUGCUGAGACCCUCAGAGGUGGAGAGCAAGGCACACCUCACCCUGGCCUCUGACAUCUGGUCCCACGAUGUGAUGGCCCAGGUCCAGGUCCUUCUCUACUACCUGCAGCAUCCUCCCAUCUCCUUCACCGAGCUGAAACGCAACACACUUUACUUCUCCACGGACGUGUAGCUGGCAGGGAGAAGGCACCAGCUGCAAACACUCCCAGGUCCCUGCUGGGGGACAUAGACUGGAUUGCAGUCCCCCCAGGGAGACCGGCCCGGACCCAGGAUGGUGCCACCUGCAGCUCCUGUACAAUCGUGUACCAGUGGCCCGGUCCCUCCCAGGAGCCGUGCUUCUCUGUAAAGUAGUCGUGUCUUAUGUCCCUUCUUGUGUUCAAGAAUUGUUUUUAUGUAUAUUUGCUCAACAGAAGAGGUAGUGACUGACAACGGCUGUGGACACAGGCUUCCCCCUCGGCUAGUUUUCUCCUGGACUCCUUUCUGCCCGCUCACUCCUACAAGGCACCCCUCAUCUUGCCCAGCUCCAAGCCUGCAGUGUCCCACCAGUGCCUGUUUUGCUGCCCAGCUCCCCUGUCCCACGCCUGCAUGUGCAGCACCGACUCGCUUCAGAGGCUGGGAGCUCACGGGCUUCCCUCCCCGCUGACGGUGACAACCAGCUCUGCUUUGUCUUGCUGCCUGUGCAAACCUUGGACCCUGUGCCUGGAUCCUGCCCUGGCCCAAGCAAACCUGUGACCACGAGAGCAGAGGAGCAGGGUGCUGCUUCCUCCUGGCCACAUCUCUUCUGGGUGCUUUCAGGCCAGUCCCCUCUUGCAGCUCUUGCCCUGUGCUUUGCCUGUGUGCGUGUAGCGUGGCGGUGACUUCCCUCGCUGUAUCUCACCUCCAAGGAGUGUUUUGGGGUGACCCAUCACACAAGGCUGGAGCAAGAGGUGCUGUGCUGGUCUCGAUCCACGGCAGGCUGGAGGUGCCUCUGGCACCAAAAAGGUCCCAUCAGGGCAGGUGGAUCCCACAAUUUGCCCCACAAGCCCUGGCAGAUAGGGAGCAGGGUCCCCGCUGUUUCCAUAUGCCCGUAUCUCUGCUGUGGCAAGGCACUGUAAGAGCUGCCAACACUGCCUGUGUCCUGUGACAGCCUGCCAGGGCACCAGCAUUCCCACUGUGGCCACAAAAACAGGGAGGGGUCAGUUGUGGUGUUUUGUUUUUUUUUUAACCCCUCUUUAGCCUUCCUCACUGCCCUGGACACCAGGCAAAUGGCAGCACAUGGCCUUGUCUUGGUGCUAUCCUGGUUGCCAGAGGCAAGUGCUCUGUGGCACCCAGCCUGGAGGGCAGCACAGAGAGAGGGGAGGAGGAAAUCCUCCAUGGCCCUUGCUACCGAAGGGCUUCAUUUGCUCUUUCUCACAAAGCAGCUGCUGCUGGGCUACAGCCAUGCCCAGCCAGCCCAGGUCCGUUUUAGUCAGUGGAUCCAGUGCUUGGCCAUGGGCUGAUGGCUGGAGCUGUCAUGCCACGUCCCAGGGCAGCACAGCCACAUGCCUGUGCUCCCUGCCAGGCUGUGCUCCAGCUGCUCCAGUGCCUGGCUCCCAGUGUGACCCCCACCGUCCCACACUCACAGGUAGGUGUUGGUACCUGUUGGGACACAAAACCUUUCGCUCUGUGAGCCGAGUCCGUGUUCCCGUGGGAAAAGCCCCCUCCCCCCCCCUUCCCGCUUGCAUUGGGCCUGUGCUCGCCUGUGCCAAAUGGAGAUGGAUGAGAAGUGACCAAGCCUGUCCCUGCUAAGAGCAGCUUUGCCUUUACCCUCCUGACUAACAGACUGUUCCAGGUAGAGCCCGGCCACCCGCCACCGACACACCAGGUAUGUCCUAAGCCCACCUCCCCAGGGAAGGCAGCAUCUGCCAGCCCCCCACCAGCAAAGUAACUAAAGGCGGGGACAUCUUCCAGUCCCCCUCCAAAGGGCUCACACUCCAGACUCUGCUCCUCUCGACUACCAGCUAGACAGAAGGGAAACAGCAUUGCAGAAAAUAACCAGGCAUCUGUCUUGGCCCUGGACCCAGUAAGGAGGCCGAGGUUUAAAUCUGACUGCACAACGGAUCCCUCUGUGUGUGUCUGAUUUGUUACAUGUGUCCAAGACUGUCCAUGAUUCUGUCAUUCCAGAUGGAGACUCUGUACAGCCAAAUCCACCCCCCCUCCAUGCAGCAGUGGCUGGAGGCCUGGUCCACACAAGCCCCAGCUCAACAGGCUGUGGCUGUCCCUGUGACUGGCUUUUGCUUGACCCUACAGGAAGGAUAAAAAAAACACAAGGGGGGGUUGGACUCUUGCAGCUACAGGUAGAAUAGAACUGUUAAUUAAUAUUUGACUUUCAAAAGUUGUUAAGGAUAUAUUUUUGUUUGUGUUCUGUUUCAAUUUCUGUAGAUUAUAAACUUUAAAUGGCUGUAAACCAUGUGAGGAAGGAAAAAAAAAGUUAAUAAAAAUGCAAAGCCCCAACAUUUGCACAAAAGGA
Apus apus (common swift) is the source of this 5134-nucleotide messenger RNA. RefSeq names its product ABR activator of RhoGEF and GTPase (gene ABR). The record is from RefSeq and is a predicted model, not a curated record. Lineage: Eukaryota; Metazoa; Chordata; Aves; Apodiformes; Apodidae. Gene Ontology annotation, cellular component: membrane. Gene Ontology annotation, biological process: positive regulation of GTPase activity; intracellular signal transduction. The transcript has 22 exons. Gene Ontology annotation, molecular function: GTPase activator activity; guanyl-nucleotide exchange factor activity. Bases 365 to 2818 code for a protein of 817 amino acids.